AUGCUUCGACCCCAGUGGUUCGACACAGAAGGAAAUGGGACAGGGCUGAAGACCCAGCAUAAUGCGGAUCGCAGGGCGAGGGAGCUUUACCGUUACUACCAGCCUGCUGGACCAGUUGGCGUAAUCCCGUCUUGGCUUGCUAAGGACGAAUGCUUAUCGUCGCCGAACUCAAAUGCAUCGUCUCAAGUCAACACACCUCCGAUUCGAGAUGGGUCGUGCGGUUCAAAUAGCAGCACCACAUCCGGCCCUUCGACAGCGAUGGGCCCAGAGGCUCUGGUUUUGGGAACAUCGAACAAUACUUUGAUCUCUUUUGCGCAACUGGCGGCAUUGCGCUUGAAUGUUGAGCGCGCGUUCAUAUGCGUUCUUGACCGAGACCAGCAAUUCAUGCUAGCUGAAGCAACCAAGUCCGUGAAUUUGAAUGACGCAUCGGUACACGAUCGCCAUGAUCAGAUAUGGAUAGGAUCCACUGGAGGCCAAAAGGCCUGGAAUCUGUGUCAGGACACUGCUGCCUUGCCACCCUCCGAUCGCGAAAAUGCGAAUUACGAAUUCCUUGCGGUCAAUGAUUUGAGCGAACAUGAUCGAUACAAGCGCCUGCCUUUCGUCGAAAACGAACCCAAGUUCAGAUUCUAUGCUGGGACGCCUUUAACCACCGAUAAGAACAUCAAUUUGGGCUGCCUUUUUGUGCUGGACACCAACCCGCGUGAUGGAUUGACUGCAUUGGAGAAAGACACGCUGGGCUCUUUGUCAAUGCUGAUCUUGGAUUACAUGAGGAUUUGUCGCCAAGCUUCCGAGGGCCGCCGAGCUGCGCGGUUAUCAAGAGGAUUGAGCUAUUUCGUGGAGGGUAGCUCGAGUUUUGUAGAUACAGCCGAUCCUUCUCGGGCCGAUAGUACUGGCCCGUUCUCUGCGGGCACACCCUCGAGCUAUAAUCGCGUUAGUACGUUCGGUGACUCUCGUGAGGGACACAGUGCAGAUCGUGGAUCUCAAAGUGGAUCGCGUGAAAGCGCACACCACACGACAUCAGAUAGUCCACACAACGCGCGAUCUAUCAGCAACGGGGGACAAUCAAUCAGCUCCGAUGCCUCGGAAACAAAGCUCGAAACAGGAACGUCUGCCGCUGCGAGCUCUCUGCCGGAAUGGGUAACCAGUAGUAGCCGCAAUCGACUGCCUCCGGACGACUCUCAGGGAAAUUCUUGGUGUUUCUGCCGUGCCGCGAACCUUCUCCGUGAGAGUCUGGAUCUAAGCAGGGACGGUGGUGUUGCGUUCUUCGAGGCGAGCAACAAUCCUUUAACCGACAUGGAUAGCGGAACUGAUACCUCAUCUGAUUCGAGUGGACCCGCCACGAUCCUAUCAUUAUCUACCCACGAUGAGCCAUUUUCUUUCAGCCAACAAGGGGCCUCUGUUAAUACACCUGUUGCCAAUCUCGAUCGAUCAUUUUUAUCUAUAUUGCUUCGACGAUAUCCCAAAGGCAAGCUUUGGUCUUUUCACCGAGAUGGCCAGAUAACAACCUCCGAUGAUGACGAUGAGCAAGGUCCCCGUUACUGGGGAUCACCUGGUCCAAAUCGCUCCAACGAGGCCUACUCAGCAGCUGCAGUCUCGAAAACGGUAGCUAAGCGACGAAAAGCUGCGGAGAAUACGUUGCUCAAUAAAUACUUUCCCAGUGCUACCCAAAUUAUUUUUGUGCCUCUAUGGAACGCUGUCAACUCUCAGUGGUUCUCAGGGUGUUUUUGUUGGACCACUGUGGAGACGCAAGUCUUCACAUCAGCCGUAGAGCUUAGCUCCGUUCUUGGUUUUGGAUCGUCGGUGAUGGCAGAGUACAGCCGGGUCGAGUCCCUCAUUGCAGAUAGGCAAAAAGGAGACUUCAUUGGGAGCAUUUCACACGAGCUUCGAAGCCCGCUUCAUGGUAUUUUGGCCGCGGCUGAGUUUCUGAACGGGACUCAACUCAGUGAAUUUCAAGAUUCUUUGCUCGAAACGGUAAACGCCUGUGGCAGGACCUUACUGGACACCAUGAAUCAGGUGCUUGACUUUAGCAAGGUUGUCUCACUUGAGCGAACCUGGAAGUCCAUGAAAAAAAGGAAGGAGUCACCACUUGAUUUCAAAGGCACUGACAAGCUUGCUUCCCAUUUGGACAGCUAUGUUGCUACGGAUCUCGCUAUCUUGGCCGAAGAAGUCGUAGAGGGUAUUUGUUUAGGCCACGCAUAUGGACAGAACUCGAGCGCGGCUGCUGAUAUCCCAGUCCUCUUAUCGCACAAUGGCCCCAAGGUUCAGUCUCCUUCAAACGUGGAUGUGAUCAUCGAUGUGGCGCAACGUGAUUGGGUUUAUCGAACUCAACCGGGCGCUCUUCGCCGGAUAAUCAUGAAUUUAUUCGGAAAUGCCAUGAAGUACACCGACCAAGGACGGGUGACACUUAGCCUUGGAGCCUCGAGCCAUUCAGAAGGCCGCUCUAGACGGCAAGGCCUAGAGGACCUCGUAACAUUGACCGUUUCCGACACUGGAAGAGGGAUUUCGGAAGAAUUUUUGCGCGGUCGGCUUUACACACCUUUCGCUCAAGAGGAUUCGCUUGCCGUGGGAACCGGAUUGGGGCUUUCCAUUGUCCGCAGUUUGGUCAAGGCUCUAAAUGGACACAUCCGUGUCCGUAGUCGCCCUAGCGAAGGUACCGUUGUGCGGGUAUCUCUGCCGCUUGCUAGGCCUGUAGGCGAGGAGAGCCCACCUGUUGACCCACACGCGUUUAACAUGCAACAAAGGGAAAUUCUCACACAAACAAUGUUUCUCCGUGAAGGAUACCCCGAUAAGAAAGUUGCUAUUUGGGCUACCGAUCCAUCCAACAUGACAGAACCUUGGAUCGAAAUUGCACGGUACAUGACCGAGUGGUUCGGCUUGGAAAUCGUCAGUUGGCCACCUUCAGUAACAAUCGACAUUUUGCUUGUGCAGGAGUCAGACCUACCUGAAUUGCGGAAUGGGAUGUCCGCCACACUCCCAGCCCUUCUCAUUCUAUGCCACAGGUCGGUUGACUAUAGCAUAGCACGUUCUGAAUGGUCACCUCUAUCCUCGUCUGUUGACAUCAUUCGACGCCCAUGUGGACCACACAAGCUGGCCCGGAGUAUCCUAAGGUGUCUUCAGCAUGGCCAGCCCGCCGUUAUAACUCCAAUCUCUAUAUUGCAGGAUCCGAUGGAUCUGCCUAUCCGAAGUGCACCCGCUUCCACCGUAGUUGGCUCUCCUAGGAUUUCACCUGUCGUGUCUCCUGCCCCAACAGAAAUCAUUCACUCGGAGGCCAAUGGCAGUAGUCCAGUGUCUGCUGAGGGUAUUUCCCCAGUGUCACCUUCAGUCAUCACUGCACCACCGGAGGCGAUAGUCGCUGCUUCACUACCGGCGCCGUUGGUAGAAACCGGCGUGCCUCCGUUGCGAGCAUCGCGUGUCUUGGUCGUCGACGACAAUCGCAUCAAUCUCAAUCUCAUGAUUACGUUCAUGAAGAAGCGCAAACUGACCGAUUUAAUGGCCGCGGAGAACGGCAAGUUGGCCGUUGAAGCGGUCGAGCAGGCGCAACAUGGCUUUGAUAUCAUCUUCAUGGACAUGUCAAUGCCCGUCAUGAACGGGUUUGAGGCUACUCGAGCUAUUCGAUCGAUGGAGAGAGAAGAAGACGGUCGCGGGCCGGCCGUCAUCAUCGCCUUGACUGGUUUGAGUAGCUCUCGUGAUGAGUCCGAGGCUCUGGCAUCUGGUGUGGACAUGUUCCUCACCAAGCCAGUAUCUUUCAAGGAAGUGUCCCGGCUUCUUGACGAAUGGGAAAAAAAUGGAUUGAAAAACGAGCGAAAGGCAGGCAACUAA
This is a messenger RNA of Penicillium pulvis, 3819 nucleotides long. RefSeq lists its product as uncharacterized. The transcript is spliced from 2 exons. Gene Ontology annotation, molecular function: phosphorelay sensor kinase activity; histidine phosphotransfer kinase activity. NCBI's taxonomy places the organism in Eukaryota, Fungi, Ascomycota, Eurotiomycetes, Eurotiales, Aspergillaceae. Bases 1 to 3819 code for a protein of 1272 amino acids. The record is from RefSeq and is a predicted model, not a curated record. Gene Ontology annotation, biological process: phosphorelay signal transduction system; protein autophosphorylation.